UCUCCUACCUCACGCAGGGACGUUUGGGUGCUGCAGCGUCUUUUUGCGAGUUUUUUUUCCUAACAAAAGUGCCGCGAGCGAGAGGGAACAAUGUUGAGCUCCUGACUAAAACUGAAUGGAUUAGCAAUCUAUUCUGAGCACUAAUGAGAUUAGAGUGUCGUCGCAGGCAUGGGUCGCAGCGGCAUGGUGCCUUUUGUUGAGGUCCUUUGGGAGUGUUUUCCCUGUCAGUUCUUCAGCGCUGGAAAUGGCGCUCUGAUGCUGAACGAGGAAGACGCAGCUGAGGCGGAUGCCAGGGAAUAGAAAUUACAUGGUCACCUAUGCUGGUCUGUCUGUGGUGUGGAUUCGUAGUAGCGGUGGACAAAAUGAAAUAUCAGAAAUACAUUACUGUCAUGCAGAUGGCUUGGGGAGUGACUGCCUCAAACAAAGAGAAUUGCCUUCCUCCUAGGAGACGGAUGUGGGUGACUCCCAGCUCUGAUGCCUCCACUGCUGCUGCCUCUUCUGUGAGCCUGAGUCAGGGCAAGCCUUCUCUGCGUCGGAUCAAGGGCCGAAUUCACAGGAGCAAGAGCCUGGACAGUAUCGACCUGCUCGACUCCAAUAGUGCAGCGAUGGAGGAGACUGUAAUAUGGGAACAGCACACAGUGACUCUUCACAGGGCUCCAGGGUUCGGGUUCGGGAUAGCCAUUUCGGGAGGUCGGGAUAACCCUCAUUUUCAGAGUGGAGAGACCUCCAUCGUCAUAUCUGACGUCCUGAAAGGAGGCCCAGCUGAGGGACUGCUGCAGGAAAAUGACCGAGUUGUGAUGGUCAACGCUGUUUCCAUGGAUAACGUGGAGCAUGCGUACGCUGUGCAGCAGCUUCGGAAAAGCGGAAAGAACGCAAAAAUUACGAUCAGGCGGAAACGGAAGGUACAGAUUCCGGUCGCCCGGGGCGGGGAGAGGGAGACGAUGUCGGAGCAUGAGGAAGAAGAGGACAGCUACGACGAAGAGAUGGAUGAAGAGCAAAGCGGGCCCAGCGCCUACGGCGGUGGAGCCGCGUCCGGCGGCCGUCGGAAAGAACGGAGCACCAACCGGCGGGACCGCAGCGCCUCCCGGGACAGAAGCCUCUCACCCCGCUCCGUUGCAUCCAACCUGCCUCCCCGUCCCGCCAAAGUCACCCUGGUCAAGUCCCGCAAGAACGAAGAAUAUGGGCUGCGCUUGGCCAGCCACAUCUUCGUGAAAGACAUCUCCCCCGAGAGCCUGGCAGCGCGGGACGGCAACAUCCAGGAGGGAGACGUGGUGCUGAAGAUCAAUGGCACAGUCACAGAGAACCUGUCCUUGAUAGAUGCUAAGAAGCUUAUCGAGAGGUCAAAGGGCAAGCUGAAGAUGGUGGUACAGAGAGACGAGAGGGCGACGCUGCUCAACAUCCCCGAUUUGGACGACAGCAUCCCCUCCGGAAACGCCUCUGAACGAGACGACAUCUCAGAAAUUCAUUCACUGGCAUCCGACCAUUCCAAUCGAUCACAUGACAGAAACCGCGGCGGUCGGUCGCGGUCCCCCGACAGGCGGUCCGAACCUUCUGACCAUUCCAGGCAGUCUCCACAGCAAGUCAGCAACGGCAGCCACAGAAGUCGCGAGGAGGAGAGGAUUUCAAAACCAGGGGCAGUUUCGACUCCUGUUAAAUUAUCCGAGGAAGCACUAACCUCCAAGCCAGCUGAGCAGCCUGGGGCCAAAGAGGAAAAACAGGUCCCCCCAUUGCCAGAGCCCAAGCCAGUGUAUGCCCAGCCCGGCCAGCCUGAUGUGGACCUGCCUGUGAGUCCUUCCGAUGCCCCUGUGCCUACUGCUGCCCACGAUGACAGCAUUCUCAGGCCAAGUAUGAAGCUGGUGAAGUUUAAGAAAGGCGAGAGCGUGGGACUGCGUCUGGCUGGGGGGAACGAUGUGGGCAUCUUUGUGGCGGGAGUUCUGGAGGACAGCCCCGCUGCCAAGGAGGGCCUGGAGGAGGGAGACCAGAUUCUCAGGGUAAACAAUGUCGACUUUGCAAAUAUAAUUCGAGAAGAGGCAGUGCUGUUCCUCCUUGAUCUUCCUAAAGGCGAAGAGGUCACCAUCCUGGCCCAGAAGAAGAAGGAUGUGUACCGGCGGAUUGUGGAGUCGGACGUGGGCGACUCGUUCUACAUCCGGACCCACUUUGAGUACGAGAAGGAGUCUCCCUACGGCCUGAGCUUCAACAAGGGCGAGGUGUUUCGCGUGGUGGACACCCUUUACAACGGCAAGCUUGGCUCCUGGCUGGCCAUCCGCAUCGGCAAGAACCACCAGGAGGUGGAGAGAGGGAUCAUUCCCAACAAGAACAGAGCAGAGCAGUUGUCCAGCGUACAGUACACUCUGCCCAAAACAGCGGGGGGUGACCGUGCAGACUUCUGGAGGUUCCGUGGCCUGCGCAGCUCCAAGAGGAACCUGCGGAAGAGCCGGGAGGACCUCUCUGCCCAGCCGGUCCAGACCAAGUUCCCCGCCUACGAGAGGGUGGUGCUGAGAGAGGCUGGCUUCCUGAGGCCUGUGGUGAUCUUCGGGCCCAUCGCUGACGUGGCGCGGGAGAAGGUGGCCAGAGAGGAGCCGGACCUGUUUGAGCUUGCCAAGAGUGAACCCCGAGACGCCGGGACGGACCAGCGCAGCUCCGGAAUCAUCCGGCUCCACACCAUCAAACAGAUCAUCGAUCGGGAUAAGCAUGCAGUGCUGGACAUCACCCCCAACGCUGUGGACCGGCUGAACUACGCGCAGUGGUACCCCAUCGUGGUAUUCCUGAACCCCGACAGCAAGCAGGGGGUGAAGAACAUGAGGACGCGGCUGUGCCCCGAGUCCAGGAAGAGCGCGCGGAAGCUGUAUGAGCGCGCUCUGAAACUAAGGAAAAACAACCACCACCUCUUCACCACCACUAUCAACAUGAACAGCAUGAAUGACGGGUGGUAUGGGGCUCUGAAGGAGACCAUCCAGCAGCAGCAGAACCAGCUGGUGUGGGUCUCAGAGGGCAAGGCGGACGGCGCCCCCGAGGAUGACCUGGACCUCCACGACGACCGCCUGUCGUACCUGUCGGCGCCGGGCAGCGAGUACUCCAUGUACAGCACGGACAGCCGGCACACCUCGGACUACGAGGACACGGACACGGAGGGGGGCGCCUACACCGACCAGGAGCUGGACGAGACGCUCAAUGACGAGGUCGGCCUGCCCAGCGAGCCUGCCAUCACCCGCUCCUCAGAGCCUGUGCGUGAAGACCCGCCUGUCAUCCAGGACGCCCCGGGGUACGCUGCAUACCCCCACGCUGUGCAGCCCGAGCCCCUGAACCGGAUCGACCCUGCCGGGUUCAAGACUCCUGCACCUCAACAGGCAGCAGAGGCUGCUCCCACCAUGCCCUGCCUCCCACAGCAGCCCGAGCCCCAGGCUGAGACAGCGCCCCCUGCUGUCGACCUCCCUGUUCAUGACCCUGGGGAGACCCCUGAGGAGGCUCCUGCAGCUCCCCAGGGCGACCCCAGCCCCGAGCCUGACUCGGUUAGGAGACCCACCCCCGAGCUAGCCCCGCCCCUGACACACGAACCCCUCCCGUCCGGACCACCCGAUUCAGAACCCCAGAUUUACAAGAAGGAUCUGUACAGCAUGGAGGAACCUGUGAGACAGCAUGGGCUAAACCAGCAGCCCCCAGCGGUUGGGCCGCCCCUCACCUACGAACCCCAGCCCCCAUACCAAGGCGAACAGCCGUACAGAGAUUACGACCACCCCCCCUAUCACUACGAGGGGGGCAGCAACUACCUGGAACCAAAGUCUCACAGCUACGACCCGCACCUGCACUACGAGAACCGCGUGCCUCACUACGAAGAAGAGUGGCCCCCUUAUGACCAACGGACCUCGCCCCAGCCGCCCGGUUACCAGCCGGCCCGCCCGCCCUUUGAGAACCAGCACCCCCCGGGCUACGACCCACGGCUUCCCUACGACGGCAGGCCUGAGCGGGACUACAGCCCCCCGCAGCCUCGCUACGACGAAGCGCCCAUGGGCUACGACACUCGGCCACGCUACGAGCCGCCGCCCAAGAGCUAUGGAAAGCCAGGGCCGGUGCGUUACGACGAGCCUCCCCCACCCCCCUCGGGAGGGUACGACACGCGUCCUCGCUACGAGCCGGACGCCCACGCCUACCCACCGGUUGCGGCACGCUCCCCAGAGCCCCCCAAGCAGUACUACACCGAGCCUCCGUCACGGCCUACCUACAACCAAGCGCCCCAGAACCGCGCCUACAAACCAGGACAGUACGAGCCCAUUGGGAACUCGGAUGCCCCCUUGCCCCCUCCCAAACCAGAGUCUCUUCCGUUCCCUCUAGACUCUGCAGUCAACAUGCCCGCUAAACCCCUGCCCCCACCCCCUAGGGAGGAGCCAGAGGAUGAUCCCGCCAUGAAGCCGCAGUCGGUGCUGACAAGGGUCAAGAUGUUUGAGAACAAGCGCUCGGUGUCGAUGGACAGGGGCAAAGAGGCAGGUGACUCUGCUGGGCUUCGGCCAGUGGAUCUGCCCCCCAAACCUGUCAUUGUCCCUGGCCCUGUCCCCAAAGCCAACUCUCUGAGCCAUCUGGACCAGGAGAAGGCUGCUUACAGAGCACCUGAGCCCCAGCGGCCCAAAGCGGCUGAGGACAUUGUGCGCGCCAACCACUACGACCCAGAUGAGGAUGAGGAGUACUACAGGAAGCAACUGUCCUACUUCGACCGGCGCAGUUUCGACAAUAAGCCCGCCCCCCAGCCCAAGCCUGCAGUGACCCAGCCUGUGCAAAACUACCCCAGGGUGGAGUCGGUGGAGAAUACGAGCCCAAUGGAGAAAAAAUACGAGCCUGUGCCUCAGAUCACCCCACCCCCUGUGCAGUACGGCCAGCCCAGCCCUGUGGCCCCGCCUGCCACACUGCCCAAACCCGUCACCCCUGAAUUGAACCCCCUGCCUGAUCCUCUUGGCUCCCCGAAAGCCAAGCCUGACCUGUCGGGGCUGAGGCCUGCUAACAGAGAAGACACAGUCCAGAGCAACUACCUGCCCCAGAAAAGUUUCCCAGAGAAGUCUCCGGUCAACGGCACUGACCCAGCCCCUAAGCCCCUGGGUGUGCCGGCUGCCUCCAGCUACAACCGCUACGUCCCCAAGCCAUACACCACCUCGGCUCGGCCCUUUGAGCGUAAAUUUGAGAGCCCCAAGUUCAACCACAACCUGCUGCCCAAUGACACGCAGCCAAAGGCGGACCCUGUCCUUAAGCCUGUCGGCGGAGUGCAGCCUCCCAGUCUGGCCAAUAGCAAGCCCCAGAUCUCUCCUCAGCCGGCUGAGCUGGACAGUGGACUGGAUACCUUCACACGCACCAUAGACAACAGACCCAAAUACCAGCACAACAACAUCAACGCUGUCCCCAAGGCCAUCCCAGUCAGCCCGAGCGCACUGGAGGAUGAUGAGGAGGAUGAGGGGCACACAGUGGUGGCCACAGCCCGGGGCAUCUUCAACAGCAACGGUGGCGUGCUGAGCUCCAUAGAGACGGGCGUGAGCAUCAUCAUCCCCCAGGGGGCCAUCCCUGAGGGCGUGGAGCAGGAGAUCUAUUUCAAGGUCUGCAGGGACAACAGCAUCCUUCCGCCCCUCGACAAGGAGAAGGGAGAAACUCUGCUCAGCCCGCUGGUCAUGUGCGGCCCUCACGGCCUGAAGUUCCAGAAGCCUGUGGAGCUGCGCCUACCUCACUGUGCGUCUAUGACCCCCGACGGUUGGUCUUUUGCUCUAAAAUCCUCCGACUCCUCGUCGGGUGAUCCCAAGAGCUGGCAGAACAAAUCUCUCCCUGGAGACCCCAACUACCUGGUGGGCGCAAACUGUGUGUCCGUGCUCAUCGACCACUUCUGAAGAGGGAAACAGCUGGUCUGUUACUGAAUGUGAAAGUGGGGAUCCCUCCCCUCCCCAAGGCCCAGGGACCGCACCAUUCAAUGAAGUAUUAAACCUCCGUUGUCUGACAACGUUUACUUAUACCCACAAAUAUUGCAAGAGGAACGAAGGAGGCUGAUAUUCUAAGUGCUGUUCUUUUUUUCUUUUUUUAUGCGCUUAAAGGCUUGCAAAAAUGAUGAAAAUAAAAACUCUUGAACCAUUUUUGGAAUGCAUGCCCAGUGCCACUGACUGAUGAAUCUCAUUUUUAGCCAAGUUUUCCUACUGACCACUGACUAAAAAAACUGCUUUCUGACAAUUUUCCAUUCAUCACAAAUCAGAAAGAUAUUUAAAAGGAGCAAUGGAAUACACACACACACACACACACACACACACACACACGCACAUGCACACACUAACAACAUAUUAGUAAUGCUGACAACAUUGCAUAGCAUUCUUUUUUUUCCAUUAGUAGCACAGGUGAGGACUGUGGUCAUGUUUAUAUUCUUUUUUUUGCGGAUUUGUGAAGGUUUGGGAAUGCUUUGCCUGAAAGUUGGCAGAUGAAGAUGGCAAGCAUUUUGAAGACUUGAAGAUGAAGUAUUGUGAACAGAUUUCCUUAUCCAGCUCAUACCUCCAACUAGGUCUCUUUUCUUAUAAUUACUUUCAAAAAAUAUUUUACCUUAUUAAUAAGCAGACUGACUUGACCUUAUUUCUAUCAUCACAACUCCUGCUGUCUCGAGAUCUAUGCAUGUGCUAUGACUCAGGUCCUGAAACCUGCUCAGUCCAAUACACAUUAAAAUCUCCAUCUUACACUAACAAGCAGUGAUGCCUUAUCUGCAUAUUAUUCACUAUUUUCAGUACUUAAAAUACUUUUUUUAAGUUAUGAUAAAUUAUGAAAACAAAAAUGAAGAGGUGUCUUUUGCCAUUUUGUGAAACCCACUGUAUAAAUGAACUUGGGGUUAGCACACAAGAAUAAUCAAGGCUGAGGAAAUGGUUUGUUUUCUUUUUCUGCUAUGCAUAUGAAAUAAAAAGAAAAGGAUAAACAAGUGUUGAAAAUGUGGCUGUACAUAAUGCUAGCAUAUAUGGCCUUGGUUCUUGGUUUGUAAAUGAACUUUUGUAUGUCUUUGUUAUUUUGUAUAAAACUAAACUGAGAAAAAAAAGUUUCUAAAAAAA
Megalops cyprinoides (Indo-Pacific tarpon) is the source of this 7046-nucleotide messenger RNA. Its product is annotated as tight junction protein ZO-1-like. Gene Ontology annotation, molecular function: cell adhesion molecule binding. The coding region runs from base 318 to 5858 and encodes 1846 amino acids. The record is from RefSeq and is a predicted model, not a curated record. Gene Ontology annotation, cellular component: bicellular tight junction; plasma membrane. The transcript is spliced from 29 exons. Gene Ontology annotation, biological process: positive regulation of blood-brain barrier permeability; protein localization to cell-cell junction; establishment of endothelial intestinal barrier. Lineage: Eukaryota; Metazoa; Chordata; Actinopteri; Elopiformes; Megalopidae.